Messenger RNA from Neolamprologus brichardi, 489 nucleotides. NCBI's taxonomy places the organism in Eukaryota, Metazoa, Chordata, Actinopteri, Cichliformes, Cichlidae. The record is from RefSeq and is a predicted model, not a curated record.
AUGAUCUCUCAGGUCUUCAUCUUGUCCUCGAAGGGGGACCAUCUCAUUUAUAAAGACUUCCGUGGAGAAGCUGGUAACGACAUUGUCAGUAUUUUCUACGAGAAGGUCACGGCGCUGACCGGAGACCAGCCUCCGGUCGUCAUGAAUCAUAAGGAUAUUUACUUCGUCCACAUCAGGCAGGGAGGACUGUACUGGGUCGCCACGACCACGGCGGGCUCCUCGCCGUUCACCAUUACCGAGUUUCUCAACAGGUUAGCAGCUCUGGUUAAAGAUUACUGCGGCAGCCUAUCAGAGAAGUCGGUGCAGAUGAACUUCGCCCUCAUCUACGAGCUGCUGGACGAGAUCGUGGUGAGUCUCUGUGCUGCCCCCCCUUUUGGCUACAGGUGGUGCUGUAAAGUUUUAAUAUAUGUAAAGAAGGACGUAGCCUCAAACCUGCACUCUUACAGACCUGAGGAAGACUCUGGUCUGACUGUGAAGAAGUCUUUGUGA